GUGUUCUCGAUCAUGAACGUUAUAUUCUCCUGUUCCACCGCACUGCAUUGUAGGAAAAAAUCAAACGAAAAGUCCUACCUGAGGAAAGCCAGGUUACAUCUUAUUCAGAAAACAUGUCGAAGGGGCCAGCUGUUGGCAUCGAUCUUGGGACAACCUACUCUUGCGUAGGGGUUUUCCAACAUGGAAAAGUCGAGAUCAUUGCCAACGACCAGGGGAACAGAACCACACCCAGUUAUGUAGCCUUUACUGAUUCUGAAAGAUUGAUUGGCGAUGCAGCGAAGAAUCAAGUUGCAAUGAACCCCACGAACACAGUGUUCGAUGCUAAGAGGCUGAUUGGUCGCAGGUUUGAUGAUGGAGUCGUUCAGUCAGAUAUGAAGCACUGGCCAUUCACAGUUAUAAAUGAUUCCAGCCGUCCCAAAGUCCAAGUCGACUACAAAGGCGAGGCAAAGACAUUUUACCCUGAAGAGAUUUCAUCCAUGGUGCUUGUGAAAAUGAAGGAGAUUGCGGAGGCCUACCUUGGAAAAACUGUGACCAAUGCUGUAAUCACAGUGCCCGCCUAUUUCAAUGACUCCCAGCGCCAGGCUACGAAGGAUGCUGGGACUAUCUCUGGUCUCAAUGUUCUGCGUAUCAUCAACGAGCCAACAGCAGCUGCAAUUGCAUAUGGCUUGGAUAAAAAGGUUGGGUCAGAAAGAAACGUCCUGAUCUUCGAUCUUGGUGGCGGCACCUUUGACGUCUCCAUCCUGACCAUCGAAGAUGGAAUCUUUGAAGUGAAGUCCACUGCUGGAGACACCCAUCUGGGAGGAGAGGACUUCGACAACCGCAUGGUCAACCACUUCAUCACCGAGUUCAAGCGCAAGUACAAGAAGGACAUCAGCGACAACAAGAGAGCUGUUCGCCGUCUCCGCACCGCCUGUGAAAGAGCCAAGCGCACCCUGUCGUCCAGCACCCAGGCCAGCAUAGAGAUCGACUCCCUGUACGAGGGCAUCGACUUCUACACCUCCAUCACCAGGGCUCGCUUUGAGGAGCUGAACGCCGACCUGUUCCGUGGCACCCUGGACCCAGUGGAGAAGUCCCUCCGCGACGCCAAGAUGGACAAAGCCCAGAUCCACGACAUUGUCCUGGUCGGUGGCUCCACUCGCAUUCCCAAGAUCCAGAAACUGCUGCAGGACUUCUUCAAUGGAAAGGAGCUCAACAAGAGCAUCAACCCUGAUGAGGCUGUAGCCUAUGGUGCAGCUGUCCAGGCCGCCAUUCUGUCUGGAGACAAAUCCGAGAAUGUCCAGGACCUCUUGCUGCUGGAUGUCACUCCUUUGUCCCUGGGCAUUGAGACAGCCGGUGGGGUGAUGACCGUUUUGAUCAAACGCAACACCACGAUUCCCACAAAGCAAACCCAGACUUUCACCACCUACUCCGACAACCAGCCUGGUGUGCUCAUUCAGGUUUAUGAAGGUGAGCGAGCCAUGACCAAGGACAACAACCUGCUGGGCAAGUUUGAGCUGACUGGCAUUCCCCCGGCACCCCGCGGUGUUCCUCAGAUCGAAGUCACCUUUGACAUCGAUGCCAACGGCAUCAUGAACGUCUCCGCUGCUGACAAGAGCACUGGCAAGGAGAACAAGAUCACCAUCACUAACGACAAAGGUCGACUCAGCAAGGAGGACAUUGAGCGAAUGGUCCAGGAGGCUGAGCAGUACAAGUCUGAAGAUGACCAGCAGCGUGACAAGGUGUCUUCCAAGAACAGCCUGGAGUCGUACGCCUUCAACAUGAAGUCCACUGUGGAGGACGAGAAACUGCAGGGCAAGAUCAGCGACGAGGACAAACAGAAGAUCUUGGAGAAAUGCAACGAGGUCAUCAGCUGGCUGGACAAGAACCAGACGGCUGAGAAGGACGAGUUCGAGCACCAGCAGAAGGAGCUGGAGAAGGUGUGCAACCCCAUCAUCACCAAGCUGUACCAGAGCGCUGGCGGGAUGCCCGGGGGCAUGCCCGACGGAAUGGCGGGAGGCUUCCCGGGGGCCGGGGCGGCCCCUGGAGGAGGAGGGUCCUCCGGCCCGACCAUUGAGGAGGUGGACUGAGCUCCUGCCCGCCCCGGCCCCGCGCCCCCUGCCUGCUGGUAGCACAUUUCAACAUGUUUUACUCAUUUUCCACCGGAAUGGGAUGUGUCCGUUCUUUCACUAAGCUUGAAUAUUGAGUUGAUUUGAUAACCGUUCCUAAGUGUUUUGUUGGCAUAAUGUAAGUUAAACGUGUCGCAGAGGAUGCAAAAAACUGAAACUGGGAACCUGUGUACUUUUUCUUUGAUAUAUUUAUGUUCCAGUUGAUCAAGUUGUUUUGCUACAGUACUGUAUUGGCCUCUCUAUUUCUACAUUUAUAUUCCUGAAAAUGUGCCGCAUUUUCUGGCAUUUGCACUUGCACUGUUAACAUGUGGUUAACGUACCGUUUACGUAUCAAAAGCUACCAAAUAAAGAAAUGUUAUGAACAUU
Messenger RNA from Conger conger (European conger), 2471 nucleotides. Its product is annotated as heat shock cognate 70 kDa protein. Gene Ontology annotation, cellular component: cytosol; cytoplasm; plasma membrane. The record is from RefSeq and is a predicted model, not a curated record. Gene Ontology annotation, molecular function: ATP binding; ATP hydrolysis activity; misfolded protein binding. NCBI's taxonomy places the organism in Eukaryota, Metazoa, Chordata, Actinopteri, Anguilliformes, Congridae. Gene Ontology annotation, biological process: cellular response to unfolded protein; protein refolding; vesicle-mediated transport. Bases 114 to 2066 code for a protein of 650 amino acids. The transcript is spliced from 9 exons.